UGAUGUUCUCACACGGUCACAUUUGACAGCGGGACCAACGAAGAGCGGUAGCAGCAGCAGCAGCAUCAGCAAUGGCUAAAAGUGAUGGAAGCGCUUUCUUUAAAAGAACCAGCCUGUUUUGGAUUGUCACCGUGACACUCUCAGUGGCAUAUUUCACUUUGAUCGUGUUUGCGCCAGAAACAAUCCCAUAUCAGCACCUUGGUGCAUUUGGUACCUUCUGCAGAUACCUCGUGGAUAACUAUGCUGACCUUAUGUACAAAGGGUGGUGGGCCACGGUCGCUAUCCACCUUUACGAGGCCUACGUUGCAUUGAAGAUGUGCAGCAAGAAAGGCAUCAACGACACGACCACUCGCUGCCUGUGGUUUGGUCAGACCUUUCUGUUUGGCUUUGCCUCGCUCGGUCUGCUCCUCAAGUACGACCCCGAGCGUCCCAAACAACACUGAUGCCAGCAGGAGAAAGCCUACGGAACAACAAUAGAUGAAUCUGGAAAAUCAUUCUCUUCCUUGUUUCCUCUGCUUUUUCUUCCACCGCUUUUCUUGUCGAUAUGAGGAAGUGGGCGAGUAGAGGAAGACAUCUGAGCCUUUUCUCUUGUACUGUUUCUUUUAACAUAAGAGUACUGAAGUGAAGUCUACACUCGGGUCGCAACAGCGAUAACCAUCCCAGAAAAUAUCACAGUAUUACGCAAUUAUCAUAAUUGUUAUUGUCCUAACUGACAUGAAAUUAGAUAUAAACCUGAUAUAUUUCAUUAAUAACACUAACAAUUUUCAUACCACUGUAUCCUGGGAAACCUCUGUACUGGUGUGACCCCAGUCUAGACUACAAGUUUUCUUACUUAGUUUACACUACUGGCUGUGUUCCUGUGAUGAUAAUGCAGCGCAGUUUCAUUCCAUUCAUUUUUCUUAAUAAAUCACAGGCUACAAAGUUGCACAUUUUAUAAAAAUGACAAUAUAAGGUUUUUAUUGGUAAUGACAAUAACAGGAGCAGAGUUUUCUUGAUGAAUCUGCCCUCAGCUGGAUAUUUGGUGAACUACAGGGGGACUUUGUGUUUUACUCUCGUGACGUUCACAGUCAGCCUGGGUGAGUGGCAGUAGGAACAUUUUCUCAGCUGCUGUGAUGAACAUGACGUCAGACAGGUCAGCUGCAUAUGGUGCGCACUGCCACCACCCAAAAAGUGAAGAGUGCUGCUGAGUGCUAUUCAAAUUCACGUUUGCCUUUUCUGACACUGAUGUACUUUUAAGUUCAACUUUUUUAAACUACAGAAUGGGAGUUCCUAAUAUUAACGCUGCAAAAUAAAGAGUGACUUACAAACUGCA
Acanthopagrus latus (yellowfin seabream) is the source of this 1312-nucleotide messenger RNA. RefSeq names its product transmembrane protein 254 (gene tmem254). The record is from RefSeq and is a predicted model, not a curated record. Lineage: Eukaryota; Metazoa; Chordata; Actinopteri; Spariformes; Sparidae. The transcript has 4 exons. Bases 72 to 443 code for a protein of 123 amino acids.